UUCUUUUUUUUUUUAAUUAUUCGUUUGGUACUUGGUUAAUGCAUUAGCCAAGAAAUCCAUUCGGCAUGAGCCAAAAGAAUACACCCUCUCAACCAUCGAUGAUCACAAAAAAUGGUCAGACAGCCAUAACCGGCGCACACAUUGUGCAGCACAUUUCGACAAUGUCACCGUCUCCUCUUCCUAUAAAACCCAAACUCCAUUCAUGAUUCAUCCCAUCAACUCAAAGCUCCACAAACAAAACACAGAGAGCCAAUCAUUCAAUCAUGUCGAAGAACGAGUUGGUGAUCUUGGACUGCUGGGCAAGCCCAUUCUGCAUGAGGGUGAAGAUUGCCUUGGCCGAGAAGGGACUCGACUACGAGGAAAGGGCAGAGGAUCUGUUUGGAGGGAAGAGUGACCUCCUGCUCACUUCCAACCCUAUUUACAAGAAGGUCCCCGUGUUCUUGCACGACGGCAAGCCUCUCUGCGAGUCGUCCGUCAUCGUUAGCUACAUCGACGAGACGUGGCCUGCUCCUGCCUUGCUCCCGUCGACCCCUUAUGAACGUUCCCAAGCACGCUUCUGGGCUGACUACAUUGACAAGAAGGUAUUGUUUGAUUCCACCUCUGCCAUCUGGAAGGCGUCGGGGGACGACGCUGUGGAGAGUGCCAAAAAGGAGUUCGUCGAGGUGCUGAAGGUGUUGGAAGGAGCCCUAGGGGAGAAAGAGUACUUUGCUGGGGAUGCAUUUGGGUAUGUUGACAUCCUUGCAAUCCCAAUCACUAGCUGGUUCUUGGCAAGUGAGAAAUUCGGCAACUUUAAGGUUGAGGCUGAGUGCCCUAAGCUGUCGGCUUGGAUCAAGAGAUGUAUGGAGAAAGAGACUGUUGCUAAGGUUAUCCCUGACCCAGAAAAGAUCUACGAGUUUGUUGUCAACUUGAGGAAGAUGUUCGGAAUUGCCUAGAGAAAGGAUUUAAAGUGACAGUUUCAAGUCUUCGGUUUUUCUUGCUUUCCAAUAAAGAGAUAUAUCUGUAUAAUAAUAAAAACUAUGGUGGAGUUAAAAGUUAAACAACAAAGAUGAUACUUCAACUGAGAGUUGAAAUUUGAAAUGUAAGUUCUGCAAGU
Molecule: messenger RNA, 1093 nt
Organism: Linum tenue
Lineage: Eukaryota; Viridiplantae; Streptophyta; Magnoliopsida; Malpighiales; Linaceae
Source: the annotation of a GenBank genome assembly